This is a messenger RNA of Serpula lacrymans var. lacrymans S7.9, 954 nucleotides long. RefSeq lists its product as uncharacterized. The transcript is spliced from 2 exons. Lineage: Eukaryota; Fungi; Basidiomycota; Agaricomycetes; Boletales; Serpulaceae. The record is from RefSeq and is a predicted model, not a curated record. The coding region runs from base 1 to 954 and encodes 317 amino acids.
AUGCGUGCACAAAUUCGGGCGUUGACAAAUCAGCUCGCCAAGAUUCAGGCUGCCCCAGCAGCAGAACCUACAAUUGAGCAAAAGUUCAACAAGAAAGUCAAGAUCAUUGCUGACCCCGGCGCUUUCGAAGGGGAUAGGGCUCAAUUUGCUGAAUGGUGGAUCAAGCUCCAGAUUUGGAUCAAGGCAAAUUGGGACACAUUUGCUGAUGAUUUUGAGAUAGCGACUGCCGUACUAUCUGGACUGAAAGGACCUGUGGCAGGUCAAUAUGCCCAAGUAAGACUGCAGAAGUGCUACACAGCGGGAGUGUGGCCCACCCGGGACGAUCUCAAGAUAGAGAUCAAAAAAUAUUUCAAACCGCAAGCUGAGCGUGACUGGGUGCGUCAGCAAAUCCGUUCCUUCAAGCAAGACAGCAUGAGGACGGAUGACUAUGUCACCCAGUUCCUGGCUCUCUCUAUACAAGGAGGGCUUGGAAAUGAACAUGCAGUAGAGCUGCUAGAGCAAUGUGAACCCACACAUUGCCAAACAGAUCUAUCUGCAGGAUACACAAAGCAACAACUGGCCCUGGCAGCUGAGGAAGUCCGACGAGUCAGUAGAGCCAUGGAGCUCUAUGCUAUGCACCAAGGUGGCGGGCCCACUACCAAAAACAACCAAUCCCAGAGGCGCCCUUGGUCAUCAAACCACCAUAAUCACUUUCACGGGUUCAAGCCGUUCGGGCUGCAGCCAGGACAGGGUGCUCCUAUGGAUAUCGGCGCGGUCCAAGGCGGACAGAUAAAUGGGGUGCAGGCUGCCCAACACAAAAAUAACCAAGGGCACCAGGCGCACCAAUUAAAAAUGGAAAAACCGGAUGAUUGGCUUAAUACUCUGGCUGGUCGUUCAUACGACGAGAUCCGGGCCUUCUUUUACGACCAGCAGGUUGCUGAGAUGAAGGCUCAGGGAAAAGAGUUUGGAGCUUAG